GAUUUUUUUUAUUCUUGACAGAAAUAUUGAGAGCAACAUUCGAAGAACAACGGAAUAAUUUCACAACUGAUAUGGAGGAAGGAAUGAAGAUGUUAAAAGAACUUGCAGAAAAUAUUAAGACGCCGUCCGUUGCAUUCUUUGCACACAAUGUGGUAGAUCUAAAGCUUGACAGAACAAACAAAAUCAUCAUAUUUACCACAGCAACGACCAAUGAAGGAUCAGGAUAUGACACUUCCACUGGGAUCUUUACGGCACCUGUAGGGGGAUUGUACCUAUUUAUCGUAAACUUUUGUUCAUUAAAGAAGCAACAUUCACCUCUUGCCUUGGUGCUAUCAGGAAACGUGAUUGCUCGGUCGUCAAAUUAUAAUGCAGACUACCAUAGUUGCAGCUCCUUUUCUGCAAUAGUAAGAGUAAAAUCGUCAGAAAAGGUAUGGGUUAAAUUUAUGUAUGGAUCACCUGGUUAUGCUUUAUAUAAAGAUGCUUGGAUGUUGAACUCCUUCAGUGGAAUUCUAAUCAACAAAUAAAGUAUUUUUACCAACAUUCAUAUUACAUAGCAAACUGUUCAAAUACAGUACAACUUGACUGUUUAACAAUUAAAAAGCUUGAAGUUGAUACACAUGAUAAAGUUCUAUACUCACAACUUAUUGCUAACCUAGAUAUCGUUUGAGUCUCGAGCAAAAUCGUUAAGCGAGAAGGGUCUUGGAUAUUUCAUGUAAAUCACUGAUAGCAAGGUUUUGCAUUUUCAAACUUUAUAUUACAAAGUUCAUAUAUCUUUAAUAUAUUUAAAUUAUAUGUCAUAUUUAUAUGUCAUAUUACUAUGUAGAUUUGUAUUAUUACAUAUACAACAUUUAUGCAUUUUUCAAUGUAUUUAUGUAAAUUACAUUCGCCUAUUCAAAACAAUGGCAAUGGAAAUAAAAUUGUCUGCAAUACUGUAUAUUGUCAUUAUUUUUUCAGUAGGAAUGUUAAACAGUUGCCUUUAACUAUGAUAGGCUUAUCACGUAACUUUAAAAUCAUUUGUUCAUUGCGCAAGAGUAGAACGAACACAAUUUCUAGAUUUUGUCGACUAUAUAUGUAUAUAUGUAUAUAUAUUUGUUUGCCUUUAAAGAUAUACUUCGCUCAAAUUUGAUAUUAUAAAAUAUUUAUAAAUAUUAAAAAAUACAUGUUUGACUUCACACAAAGAAGAAGAUAUGUUAUGUUUAAAAUUCUACCCACUUUAGGUAGUCACAAUAUAUAUAUCAUCUGAGUAGACCGUAAGCAAGCUGGAUAUCUUCCUCACAUGAAAUAAUCCAUAUUUCCUGGUGGGAUUCGAACCCACAGCGGUGAUGGGCAAGUGAUUUUAAGUCAACGACCUUAAAAACUAGGCCACGUUCGCCCCUAUUAUAUGAUCAAAACUUACUACUUAACGAGCAAUUUUCUGAAUUUCAGCAAGACAAGUAUCUUGGAAUUCUUCAACAAAUUUCUGUUAAUCAAUGACUUUAAGUAUGAUCAAAUUCUUACGAAAUUUAUAUCAGAUCAUGAUAUUUUUAAUGUAUACUUUUAGAGAUUUCGUAUUUUCCUAUAACAUACCUUUAUCUAAGAGAUAUACACGUUUAUAUAAUUGUAACUAUCAUCACAUAUAAAUAUCAAUCAUGAAGUUGAAAAGAAUUGUAAUCAGAAUAAUUUGUAAACUUUAAUCAAAAUUUUAAAGGUUGUAUUGUAUUGCUGAUACUGAUAUUAUUUCAAAAAUAAGUUAAAAAUAGCAAACCAUAUAUUAUGCAUGUGCGUUGUAACUAUUCUUCUGUUAGUACGUUUGUUAAUGCAUCAUCAUUGUUCUUCUAGCAUUGUAUGUAUUCACAUUUAUAUUCAUGUUUGUAUUCACAACGUCAAAUAUCUGUGUAAAUGCAAAUAUAAAGUGAUGUAAUCACUCGCUUUAUGCACUUCUUACUUAUAUCAUCAGCUGUUAAAUAAUUGCUACAGUAUGAAUAACUUCUUAAUAAAAAGACAAUUCCCUUGAAUUGAGUUGUUUAUUUUUUGCACGGGAGAAAAGUGAAAGAAAAUACUGAAAACGAAGCCUUUUUCGUCGACAGAUACUUUCUAAAAUUGACAGACAGAAAUAUGUGCGGUGU
Messenger RNA from Ruditapes philippinarum (Manila clam), 2105 nucleotides. Its product is annotated as caprin-2-like. The transcript has 2 exons. Gene Ontology annotation, molecular function: protein binding. Bases 72 to 524 code for a protein of 150 amino acids. NCBI's taxonomy places the organism in Eukaryota, Metazoa, Mollusca, Bivalvia, Venerida, Veneridae. The record is from RefSeq and is a predicted model, not a curated record.